Molecule: messenger RNA, 1209 nt
Organism: Diplodia corticola
Lineage: Eukaryota; Fungi; Ascomycota; Dothideomycetes; Botryosphaeriales; Botryosphaeriaceae
Exons: 3
Coding region: 1-1209 (402 amino acids)
Biological process (GO): transport
Molecular function (GO): transporter activity
Source: RefSeq, a predicted model, not a curated record
AUGCUCGAUAAACUGAAAAACACAACCUGUCCGGCGCCCAUAUCCGACGUGGAUGGCCAGCCGCUGGAUAUCGGCAUCACCACGCAGUGGCUUCUUACCUACAUCUCUAUCCCCUGCAUCGCCAUCACAACCAUCGCCUGCCUUUACCUCAUCUUCAAGCACCUACACAGAUACUCUCGGCCGGCAGAACAGCGCCAGAUUGUGCGCCUCAUUUGGACUCCCGUCGUCUACAGCGUCUUUUCUCUACUGGGCCUUCUUUUCUACGAUGCAUACGAAUACAUCGAGCCAUUGCCGGAGCUCUACGAGGCGUUUGCUCUAGCAUGCCUCUUUGUUCUGUUCGUCCACUACGGUCGGAACCCCACCGUGCGCGAAAGCGGCUUCACGCGCUCCCAGACCCGCAACGAGUUCCAAAGCAUCGCAGACAUCAAGAAAACCUGGAUAAUGGUCUUCCAAUACCCCGUCGUCAAGACCAUCCUCAUCAUCGCCCAAGAAGCCUCCACAGCAACCGGCACAUACUGCGCCGCCUCCAACUCCAUCCACUUCGGCCACAUCUGGAUCACCCUCAUCAGCAACAUCUCCCUCGUCGCCUGCUUCCUCACCAUUGUCCGCUUCUACACCGCCAACAAACACCUCAUGGCCGUGCACAAGCCGCUCGCCAAGCUCCUCUCCUUCAAGCUCAUCGUCUUCGUCAUCUUCCUGCAGACGCUCGUCUUCAACUUCGUCCCCACGCCCGCCGGCCUCUCGCGCAACGGCACCCUCUCCCCGCGCGACGUCAAGUACGGGCUGCCCUCCGCCCUCGUCUGCCUCGAGAUGGCCGCCUUCGCCUUCUUCUUCCACUACAGCUUCCGCUCGCGCAUGUACCACCCGGACGAGCGCGGCCACGCGGGUCCGUGCAUGAGUUUUGCGGCGGCGUGCGUGGACGCCGCGAAUCCGAGCGAUUUGGUCAUGGAUAUCGCGCAGAUGUUUAGGCCGGAUCAGGCUGGGGCGGGGGCCGCCGGGGGGUAUGUCCGCACGACGGAGGCGGAGGCGGAGAGCUAUCGGAACAGUCCGUCGGUGCAUCCGCUGGUGACGCCGCAGGGCGCGCCGGCGCGGCCUGUGUCGCCGUUUGAUAUGCCGUCGGCGUAUGAGGGCGGUGGCGGCGGUGGCGGCGCCGCUCAGGGGGGUCAGCAGAUGCGGAUGCAUCUUUCUCCUCCGCCGCCGGGAUAUUGA